AUGAAAGUUUUGUUGGCUUUGUCGUGUUUGUUUUUACUUUUAUUUAAAGCUAAUGGAAAAUAUGUGGAAGGACAUAUAAAGACACACGAAGAUUGGGUUUUCCUUUCUCGAUUUUGCUUUCUAUCCGAAGCAGGUCGCUACGAAUAUUUCAUUGAAUACGAUCGGAAGUAUGGCGACUUGCAACUUUUAUUGUAUUAUGAUGAACCACAUCAAUGGCCUUCAGUUUAUAAGACAUCAAAAACAUGUCAAGAGAAGGUUUCAGUUCUAGCUGGUGGCAUCAAUCAAAUCGUCACACUUUCAGCUAAAAAUCCGUACUUCAUGUCAUCAGGUUGCAGCUUAAGAACGGCAUCAACGACCCGAAGUGAGACUAAGGAAUCAUUGACGACACAUAAACCUUCGCAAACAACUUCAAAAAAAUAUCCAGAAGACUUUGAUUCGACUUAUUUUGAUCAGUUUAUUAAAACAACAAUGCAAGCUUCACCAUCGACAACAUUUCCACCACUUUCAUCAAUUGACAUGAGUUCAACAACGUUUACUACUUUUAAUUUUACUGAUAAAGUUUAUGUAACAUGUCAUAAUGCUGGUGGAUUCACAAGUGCAAGACAACGAUGGUGGUACAUUGCAUUAGCUAAUUGUGGCAAUGCAAAAGGCAUGGAUGUAAGAUUUAAAUUUAGGAUGACAAAUGGACCGCCUGGUGACUUUUGGCAUGAACAUUUCUCAGCUGAUGAGAUGUGUAAGUUUCAUUUAAACAUUCCACCGAUCAUCAUGGCGGAAAUAAUUCUGUACACGUUUCUCUUACUUGCGAUCUUUGCUUGUGGAAUUGAACUUAAGACAAGACAUUUGUAUCACUGCACAUAUCGUCUCUACACAUUCAGUGCCAUUCUUCAUUGGUCUGGAGUUCUUUUAAACUCUGUGACGUGGGCGAAAUAUGCCGUAUCUGGAAUUGGACCUUUCACUAUCUUCGGAGGGCUUUUCACUGGAAGUGGAGAAAUUGCAUUUCUCUUGUUAAUGUUGCUAAUGGCAAAAGGUUACACAAUUACUAGAGCUCGUCUUUCAACACUUUCAACUGUCAAAAUCACAGUGUUCAUUAAUCUUUACAUUGUUGUGUUCAUUUCGCUUUACAUUUAUCAAGCUGAGGCUUUUGACCCUGGUGAGGUUUUGAAUUUAUACGAGUCAGCUGCUGGUUAUGCUCUUGCUGGUUUACGAUGUUUUGGUUGGGCAUUCUUCGUCAUAUCGUGCACAACAACCGUGAAGAAGUUUCCGGAAAAACGAAAUUUUUAUUUCCCAUUUGGAAUUCUUGGCAGUAUUUGGAUCAUGUCAGGUCCGAUGGUGAUAUUUUUGGUUGUUGCAUUGUUAGAUCCAUGGGUUCGUGAAUCUCUCGUGUAUCUUGUCAAUGCUUUCAUUGCUUUCUGCGGUUACGCAUACUUUCUUUGGCUUACUUGGCCAUCACGAGCCAACAAAUCGUUUCCAUAUCAUGUGAAAACAAAUCACAUUGGCAUUGCCAGUGAUGAUGAUGAUGGAGCUGAUUAUCCACGUCAUACUUAUGAACCAGGUCAACCUGAUGCAACAAUCAUCAUUCCACUUUCACGUCGUACAGAAGAUUUAGUGACAGGCGUGGGUGGAAUUUAUAAUCCUGGAUUUGUUCGCGAUGUUGAGUAUUUCAGGAAUAGCGGACCGCUCUCAAUUCCACAGCAAUGUUUUCCUUCUAAGAAUGUUCAUCAUCGAUUACCUUCACCUACAAAUGGACCACCGACUUUAACUAACAACAAGAUUUACGGGAAUGACAUUUUGAAUCAUGAUGAAGAUGAUGAUGAUGAUGAUGAUUCUACUGAUGGUGGUGUUGAAACAGCAAAGAUUGAUGCAAAUGAUGCAGUAGAUAAACGAAUCUCGAGUGUCGAAAGUGAAGCAGCAACAACAACGACAGCAGCGAAAAACGAAUUUCCAUCACGUCACAGCAGUCAAGACAAUGAUUCGGGUCAUUUAUCAUUGGAAGCUUCUGGAAGUCCAAAUUCAAAUGAUGUUUCAACCACGCCAGUUGAUAAUUCAUUGCAACCAUCGGAUAAGCCACAAACGCCUUUCCCAUUACCACCAAUCUUCAAAGAAAAUCCAUUCAAGGUUCACACUAAAGCACCAAGCAAAAUUAUUCUCGAUCCAAUAAAAUUACCAACCAACAUUCACAAUGGAUCUGCAAACACUGUAACUGCACACACGAAUGUUCCUAGACAUCUCUUCACCAUCAAGAAAUCAGGUCAGUAG
Messenger RNA from Clunio marinus, 2256 nucleotides. Lineage: Eukaryota; Metazoa; Arthropoda; Insecta; Diptera; Chironomidae. The record is from the annotation of a GenBank genome assembly.